Molecule: messenger RNA, 2362 nt
Organism: Babjeviella inositovora NRRL Y-12698
Lineage: Eukaryota; Fungi; Ascomycota; Pichiomycetes; Serinales
Product: LMBR1 domain-containing protein
Exons: 2
Coding region: 351-2288 (645 amino acids)
Cellular component (GO): membrane
Source: RefSeq, a predicted model, not a curated record
UAGCUGGACAAAUACUUUAGUAUUUCAAACGACACCAUUGCGGUAAUUUAGACACUAUUUUUUAAUGUACUUUAAAGGAUCGCAAUGGAAUUCAGGAAUAUCAAUAGCUUCAACUUUCCAGUUAUUACAGGCGAAACUAACCAAAUCUUCUCUAGUCACGUGCGUGCCGCACCUCUUGCCUUCGUGUUUUAACGUCAACAUCGACGUACAACAAUCCAUCUUUGCUGGCCCCCUCCCCAAUCUGAGGCUAGCUAACCCCAAGCCAACCCAUUCCGACGUGAAUCUACGCGCUAUAACUAUAAUUAGUUAUCUAUUGGAUUAUAGCCCUCUAUAACGACUCACAGCCUAACAUGUGGUGGCCCUCGGUUUUGUGCUUUUCACUUGCGCUCGUGCUCGCACUCUAUGGGAUCAAUAAGCACAUUCGCGUCUUUCGCCAGAAAUGGUACCUCGCGCUGGCGCUCAGCGUCGCGAUAUACAUCCCGGUCUCCAUCAUCUUCCUCCUUCCAAUCGACCUCAUUUCGUCGCAGAACAGUGCUGACGCAAACCAGUGGUUCCAGUUACCCGCCAGAGUUAUUGCAGUCUGCUGGAGAUCUACCUACUGGACGGCAUUCUUUCUCACGUGGACCAUCUUGCCAGUGCUCCAGGAGUUCUAUGACUCUGGCCACCACAAGCCGAUGCUUCGGCUCAAGGACUCGUUGCGCACCAAUCUCAAGUACCAGUUGGCUAUGCUUGUUGCUGGCUUACUCGGGCUCUUGUACCUCGUAUUUUCUGUGGGCUUGACGUUUGCCAGCUUAAAGUCGCUUGUUAUUGCGUUAUCGCACUCCUACUCGUUGAUUCUCGCAUUAUGGUUCAUGAGCUACGGGUUAGUCAACCUUCCGCGCGACUACUGGCUCUUAGGCAGCCCGCAGCGCUACCUCAACCGCUGCUACGUGGAAAUCACAACGGCCAAUGACACCAUCGAGGAUCUUAAGUACGGGCUCCAGGAAAUCUCCCAUGAAAUUGAGCGCUUCCGCGCCAUCGCGCAGGAGGACUAUGACCUCCAAUUCGAGUUUGGCGAGUGGCUUGUGGAUUUGCAACGGCAGCUACCGGAUGAAGCUACCGGCACCCAGCCCCUCCAGACGGAGCUCCAGAAACUGGACUUGACCACCAAACGCAUCGUCGACUUGUCUCGGAGAUUGCACCACAAGAAGCAUCGCUUUAUCCUGGCCAUCUGUGAUUUGGAGAAGGGAUUCCAAGACGUGGUUAAGUUUGAAGAUAUCCAGGAAGCCGCCGCUUCCCGUCAGUUGCACUUCAGAUACACCCAACAAUCCAAAUCGAUGCGCCUUUUGUCAAAGCUCUUGUCCCCGAAGGCGCUCUAUUUCUGCUACCAGUAUGCCAUUCCGCUCUACAACCGGUUUGCCUCCGUGUUAAUCUGCCUCUUGUCUAUCAUCGUGGUGGAAUCGGAGAUGCUCCACUCUACCAAGUUUUCACUCGUGAACCUCUUGCUUACAGCUGCCAAGCAGCUUGCGCCCGUGAAGUUUGUUAUCUCCGUCGUCAUGCUCACAUACAUGUGUAUGACAUCUGUUCUUUCCUUGCGCAAGAACAAGUUGUUCAAUCUCAAGUACCACCUUAACGACGGCGGUUUGUCCGAUCCUGUUUCUUGCCUCUUCUACGCGACCUACGCGUGCCGUUUGACCCUCCCGCUCAGCUAUAACUUCUUGACCUUGCUUGUGGACAGAAGCUCUGGCUUUGAGCUGUUCUUGGGAAAGUCCAUUAACUUGACCGUGCUCGGUGAGGGCUUCAACUCUUGGUUGCCACGCUUUAUCUUGGUUCCGUUGGUGUUCAACUACUUCAACCUCUUUGAAAAGAUCAAGGAUAAACUAGGCUUCAACAUGCUCGACUAUGAUGAAGACGACCUCCCCGAGAGCAGGAACGGCAUCGCUACCGCUACCAUCGAGGAGGCCAGACACGUCGUAAACAAGCACAUGGCGAAGCUCAAUGCCGAAACGAACCCAAAUUUACGGGCGUUCAGAUUGUCCACCCCGGGUAGACACAGCCCCGUGAGAUCCGAGAAUUUCUCCGAGUCCAUCGACAACCUUGCCAACAUGCAAUACAACCAGAACCGCAGCCAGUUCAACGAGUCGUUGAUGCGUCGCGAGGAAGAGUCGUUUCCGCCCGUGGCCGAGACCAACAGUAGCGGAGGGAUGUGGACGUCGCUCAAGUCGGCCGUCGGGGGAGUGUUUACGUCGAGCAGUGGCAGGGUGCAGAUUCCAAGUCGUGAUUCCGAUGACGAAGACUUGGUGUUGUAAUGAACAUGUGUAUAUAUUAUUUGACGCCAAUUUAUAAGGCGGGGGGAGGGUACGGUAGCUUGGGUUUUGUUAGG